GGCGGCUGCGGCACCUUUAAGACAAGGGAGGACCCCUCUUGCCCUCGGAGAAACCAGGAAGGGAGUCGCGAGCAUCAUACGGGGCUUUGGCUGUACUGUACAGUUACUGUAGGGGCAGUGACGCCGCCGCCGCCGGAGCCAGGGAGCGACGAGCGGAGCGCUAGGAGGGGAGAGCAAGCGACACGGACCCCGGAGGCGAGCGGCCCAGGGAGCCCAGUCCCAACUCCGGGCCCGGUCCCACGCGCCCCGGCCCGGCCCGGCCCCGCGAGGUCUCGGCGCAGAAGAUGGCUGGCGGCGUGGAUGGCCCCAUCGGGAUCCCAUUCCCGGACCAUAGCAGUGACAUCCUGAGUGGGCUAAAUGAGCAGCGGACGCAGGGCCUGCUCUGUGAUGUGGUGAUCCUAGUGGAGGGGCGUGAGUUCCCCACACACCGCUCUGUGCUGGCAGCCUGCAGCCAGUACUUUAAGAAGCUGUUCACGUCAGGGGCCGUGGUUGACCAGCAGAACGUGUAUGAGAUUGACUUUGUCAGUGCAGAGGCGCUCACUGCACUCAUGGACUUUGCCUACACAGCCACGCUCACAGUCAGCACGGCCAAUGUGGGUGACAUCCUCAGUGCCGCCCGCCUGCUGGAGAUCCCUGCCGUCAGCCAUGUCUGCGCUGACCUCCUAGACCGGCAGAUCCUGGCUGCUGAUGCAGGUGCUGAUGCUGGGCAGCUGGACCUCGUAGAUCAGAUUGAUCAGCGCAACCUCCUCCGCGCCAAGGAGUACCUCGAGUUCUUCCAGACCAACCCCAUGAACAGCUUGCCCCCUGCAGCUGCUGCCAACUUCCCGUGGUCUGCCUUUGGUGCAUCGGAUGAUGACCUGGAUGCUACAAAGGAAGCCGUGGCAGCUGCUGUGGCUGCAGUGGCAGCUGGCGACUGCAAUGGGUUGGACUUCUAUGGGCCGGGCCCCCCAGCCGAGCGACCCCCAACAGGGGAUGGGGAUGAGGGUGACAGCAACCCAGGCCUAUGGCCGGAACGGGACGAGGACACCCCUGCUGGGGGUCUCUUUCCGCCACCAGCGGCCCCACCGGCCACCACGCAGAAUGGCCACUAUGGCCGGGGCGGGGAGGAGGAGGCAGCCUCACUGUCAGAGGCGGCCCCAGAACCGGGCGACUCACCAGGCUUUCUGUCAGGAGCAGCAGAGGGUGAGGAUGGGGACGGGCCUGACGUGGAUGGGCUGGCUGCCAGCGCACUGCUUCAGCAGAUGAUGUCAUCAGUGAGCCGGGCAGGGGCCACGGCAACGGGGGACAGCGAUGAGGAGUCACGGGCAGAUGACAAGGGCGUCAUGGACUACUACCUGAAGUACUUCAGCGGUGCCCAUGAUGGUGAUGUCUAUCCAGCCUGGUCGCCAAAGGUGGAGAAGAAGAUCCGCGCCAAGGCCUUCCAGAAGUGCCCCAUCUGUGAGAAGGUCAUCCAGGGCGCCGGCAAGCUGCCACGCCACAUCCGGACCCACACAGGCGAGAAGCCGUAUGAAUGCAACAUCUGCAAAGUCCGCUUCACCAGGCAGGACAAGCUCAAAGUACACAUGAGGAAGCACACUGGCGAGAAGCCGUACCUGUGCCAGCAGUGCGGUGCCGCCUUCGCGCACAACUACGACCUGAAGAACCACAUGCGCGUGCACACGGGCCUGCGCCCCUACCAGUGCGACAGCUGCUGCAAGACCUUCGUCCGCUCUGACCACCUGCACAGACACCUCAAGAAAGACGGCUGCAAUGGCGUACCCUCGCGCCGCGGCCGCAAGCCCCGCGUUCGGGGUGGGGGACCUGACCCCAGCCCAGGGGCCACCGUACCACCCGGUGCCCCUGCCCCUCCCAGCUCCCCUGAUGCCCGGCGCAACGGCCAGGAGAAGCACUUUAAGGACGAGGACGAGGACGAGGAUGCGGCCAGCCCUGAUGGCUUGAGCCGGUUGAAUGUAGCGGGCGCUGGUGGUGGAGGUGAUGGUGGAGGGGGCCCUGGGGCCGCCACCGACGGUAACUUCACAGCCGGACUCGCCUAGAAACCAAAAAGAGAAAACAGAAACCCGAGAGAGAGACAGAGAGACAGACAGAGAGAAAGAGAAAAAUCACCCACCACCCCCCCAAAAACACAAAAAAAGAAAAUCUAUCUAUAUACAGAUAUCUAUAUCUAUAUAUAUAUAUACAGAUAUAUAUAUAUGAAGCGUCACAGAACCUAGGUAGCGCUUUCCUCAGAUCUCCCUCCUUCCUGAUGUCUCCUCCCUCCACGGGGCCUCCCCCUCACCCUCCCACCACAUAACCCCCGUCGCUGGGUUUUGGGUCUUGGUUUGGGGUUUUUGUGGGACACAAGGAUUCCAAGCAUCCCCAGCCACGGGGUGCCCGGUGUAGGGUCUGGGGCCCUAUCCGAGGCCCUGGGCUGGGGUGAGGGUGAACUUGGGGGGCUGAGGGGUGCUGGGGAACAGGGUGGGCUUUUAUUCCCCACCCUUUGCUAGUUUCUAGGAGUCUUUCAGAUAAGACCUUAAAUGAUUUCUGUCUGCUCUGAGUGGACAUUAAAAUGGACCCCUGGCCCCCACCCUCCUUCCUCAGGGCACUUACUAAGGGGGGGUCUCCCUUUGAUCUCCCCAGCAGCCUCCCCAUCCACCACCCUGCCUGCGGCCCCCACCCUAUAUCUCCAGGCCACUGAGACACAAAUCUAUUUAUUUCCAGGCCUGGAGAAAGGGGACAGGACUGUGGGUCAAGGCUAGGGGGCACCAGGAUGGCCCAGGUGGCUCCUGCCGCCUCCUUUCACGGCACUUACAACUGGUGGGACCUCCAGGGGCUACCCCUCGGGGCGCCGCCUGCCCAAACCCCCCCAUUUAGAGAUUCACAACUUUUGUCUCUGCCCUCUCCCUGGAGCCCCCCCUCCCAACUUUUUAAAGCACUUUUUAGAUUAUUUUUUCUCUUUUUCUCCUUAAAAACAAAAUUUAUAUAUAGAGAUAUAUAUAUAUAUAAAGUAUACUUUUCCUCAGAGGAGCAGACAGCUGCAUAGAAUGAAUAGCGUCCAGGUCAGAUGGACACUGGGCCUGUUGGUGGCAGGGAAGACAGAGAGAAAAAGAGAGAGUCCACAGUUCCAAUGUCACAAAAGCAAUAAAACAAAACAAAACGAUUUUACAAAAUGAAAGAAAAACAAACAGGCAACAAACCACAUUAGAAGUCUUGGCACUUUGUAAUGGAACGGGUACUACACUUUAUCUUAAUUCUUAAUUUAAAAACAUGUUUACAAGUUGCAACCAACUUCUAUGAAAAGUUGAAAAGACAAAAAAAAAGAGCGAGAGCGAGAGAGCGAGAGAGAGCGAGAGAGCGAGAGCAAGAGAAAUUCCUAAAAGUUGAUUUAUUUUUGUACAAAAUAAUAAAAAAAAAAACCCACCACAAACGUAGAAUCCACUUCUGUUCCCCAAAGGCCAGAAGGGGGCCCAGGAGGAGCCAUGGAAGGGACCUGAGAGAGAUGCUCUGAGGUGUUUGUUCCACCUAUGGAAGUUGGCCUCAGAGGCAGGGUUGUGGGGUUUUGUGUUUGUGCCGUGUCCACCCUUCCACCCCCAUCCCCAGUUCUGUCCCCUUUUUCAGUUCUGAUGAUUUAGAGAUGUCUUACUGCCCUUGAGCUAUACAAGUGGCUGUCUCUGUCCCCGGGGACCCUCUUCCUUCCUCACUCCCUAGCUCAGGGAUGGCCCAAGAGGGGGCUGGCCUUCCAACCAGCCAGAGCACCCUGACCUGCACCCCUAGACCCCCAAGAUGGCUGUCCUCCUGCAUGGCCACUGAGGAGAUGCCAUCCUCCACAUACCCGCCGCACUGAGGUGGGUGACAGGGGCCCCCCACCUCCAGGGCCUUAGACUCCCCCCCCACUGAGCUUCCCUCUUUUUAUUCAAAGGCACUGACUGUAAUUCUGGGGGUUCUGGUACCUGCCUCCCCCCAACCUCUGGCUCCCACAAGGCUCAGCAUAGACUGAGCCUUAGGCCACGGAGUGGGACUGGGGUUGGGAGAUGAUGUCACCAGAUGCCAGGAUGCCCCCUCACCCUGACCCUCCCCUGCAUAUGCAAUGCCUAAUGUGGGACCCUGUAAAUACCCUGCCAAGACUCCUCACCAGUGCCCUGGGGAGGUGUCAUCCUGCUCCUCUGUGACAGCGCCUCUUCUCUGUUCUUUAUCUUUCAUUUUUAAAGGGAAGCUUUUUAAGAAGGCAAUUUUCAUAUUGUUUCUACAGGAUAGGCUUUUUGUUUUCUUCCCUGCCCCUCAACCUGUCAGCUCCCACCCCAUACAUACCCCAAAUGUCUCAGGAUCCCUCCUCUGGGGCUGGCCCAGGGCUGGAUGGUAGCACACUGGCCUCAGUCAUACCCCAAUUUGGGAGUACCAUCUUGUCUGUGACCAAGCAGGGACACCCCCCUCUCCCCUCCAAAAAAAAAAAAAAAAAACUCCCAGAGAGGUCCCUUGAAGGGGAGCCCUUGUUCCCCCUACCCACACACCUCUCGCAAUAAAACCAACUCAAAAAUCACAGCUGUCGGUCAUCUGGCCAGUGGGGCAACUGGACUUGCAGGGGUGUUGAGUCCUCUGGGACUGGUAGGGGCAAGGGCUGCCACCCAACACCACAUGACACUUACACAGACCUCCUCGGGAAUUGCACUAAACCCCCGCCCCUAGCUCCCAGCUCAGCUUUGCCCACCCUGCCCGCCUACUCUGCCUUAACCCCUUCCCGUCCUGGGGGCCACAGCAUCUGCAUGGGCCCAGAGCCGGGACCCCUAGCCCUGCCUUCUCCCGACUGCGCAAUCACAUACUGUAUAUAGACGUGGAUCGAUUUUAUUUUUAUUCUUUAAAUUAAGGUCGUGAUAAAGUGUUGCCAAAGAUACUGCUGAAUUCUCGAGUUUCAGGAAACAAAUUAUAUUUGAGGGGGGUCGUGCUGACUCCAUCAGAAAGAACACAGCAGAAAGCUUUUUUGUUUGGUUGUUUGGGGGUUUUUUUGUGUGUUUUCUUCUUUGGGGGGUGUUUUUUUUUAACUGCCUGGUACAAAAAAAAAAGAAAAAAAAAAACAAAGUGAAAUUGUUAUUUCCAUCCUCACGGUGGAGUGUGUGGAUGUGUGAAUGCAUGUGUGAGUGUGGUCCAAGUGUGGGCUCCCAGGGCGGGGGGCUGUGAGGGGGCAGGGCCAGCACCCCCAUUAGUGGGGGUCCCCAGCCUGCAGCUCGGGAGAGAGGGGCAUCCUAGCUCUAGUUGCUGCUGCUUCCUGCCUCACCACCCCUACCCCACCCUGCCUUUUGAGAUUAAGAAAAAUUUUUAAAAGGCAAAAAAACUUUAAAAAAUUUAAAAAAACUGUAAACCAGUGAAUGUAAAAUGUUAGACUAGGCCCAGCCUGGCACAGGUUGUGGGGCUGGCUGCGCCCAGCCAGACUCAAGCGGGCAACACCAAAACCUCUGUGCCCUCUUGGAGACCUCUUGCACCGUGUGGCUGUGGAGUCUGGACACCCUGUUAUUACAACACUGUCCUCAUGUCUCUUUCCAAAGUGAGGGAUCUGCAGCAAGAGAAAAGGGAUCCCCGGCCACACCUUCUAGAGGAUGGGGGUGGCUAGAUUUGGGGUGGGUGGGUUCUUUGUACUAUUCAGACCUUGGUCUCUGGCAAGGAGCAGCUGCCCUGCAUGUGGUGGAACCGGGCAGGGAGGUUGCAGGACCCCCACACCCCCAGGACAGGGAAGAGUCCAGGCAGCUGGAAUUGUAGGAGGUGAGAUGGACUGAGGAAAAAUAGGAAAAAGAAAAAAAAGUUAAAAAAAUCAACAACAAAAAAAAGCAAAAAUCCUAUUUUUUGAAAAAGAAAGAUAUUUAUAUUUGCAGUUUUAUUUUAAAAAGUUAUUUAAGCAGAGGAAGCAGCCUUCCCAGAGGUGGCAGGGGUGGCUGGUGCAGGACGGGUCAGGGGCCUGGUGGCUUGGAUGUCCCAGGAGCCAUAAUCUCAGAGUUCAGACUAGCUCGCACUAAAAGUAUAGAUUUACAUGGGGGGGGGGGAAGCCAGGAGAUUCAGGGGGAUGAGGAGACCCCUAGUCGGUGGCUGGCGCUGCCUGGAGGCUGUGGACAGGGGGCCCCAAUGCCCAGGUGCCUCCUGGCCCACCCCAGGCCCAGAAUCAAGGUGCCUUGGACUUUGGGGGGGAGCCAAACCUGGCAAGUGGGGGUGGGAUGGGGUGGGGGUGGUGCCCUCAGGGUACAGAGCACAGAGCAGACAUUCCAGAGACUGUACUCAAGAGUCUUUAUAAUAAAGUGUGGGAGUUUAAAAAAAAUCAAUUGA
Otolemur garnettii (small-eared galago) is the source of this 6282-nucleotide messenger RNA. RefSeq names its product zinc finger and BTB domain containing 7A (gene ZBTB7A). The record is from RefSeq and is a predicted model, not a curated record. The transcript is spliced from 3 exons. Bases 285 to 2033 code for a protein of 582 amino acids. Lineage: Eukaryota; Metazoa; Chordata; Mammalia; Primates; Galagidae. Gene Ontology annotation, biological process: regulation of transcription by RNA polymerase II. Gene Ontology annotation, molecular function: DNA-binding transcription factor activity, RNA polymerase II-specific; protein binding; RNA polymerase II cis-regulatory region sequence-specific DNA binding.